Microcebus murinus (gray mouse lemur) is the source of this 3468-nucleotide messenger RNA. It is a transcript of the gene DCAF5, whose product is annotated as DDB1 and CUL4 associated factor 5. Gene Ontology annotation, biological process: negative regulation of fatty acid biosynthetic process. The record is from RefSeq and is a predicted model, not a curated record. Lineage: Eukaryota; Metazoa; Chordata; Mammalia; Primates; Cheirogaleidae. Gene Ontology annotation, cellular component: cytoplasm; Cul4-RING E3 ubiquitin ligase complex. Gene Ontology annotation, molecular function: protein binding.
CCGCCCAGCGCGACCCUGGUCCCCGUGCGGGAAGCAGCUGCAGCGGAGGAAGCGCAGCCGGCGCCCGCAGUCUCCAGGCCAGCCGCCCGCGACGGGGGAGGGGAAGGCCGCCGCCCGCGUUCUCAGGGCCCCGGAGGCCGGCGGAAGGGCCGCGCAUCGCGGAAGCUCCGCCGCAGCUGAGGAUCAGCUGCUGGAGGAGGCGGAGAAGGAGAGGGCGGAGCUUAGGGGGGAAGGAGAGGGAGGGGACCGUCAGGAAGCCGCGAACGCCACCGAGUGUCUGCACACCUCGCUCUGCCUGCCAUGGCUGGUUAAAGAACCAUCCGGAUCGCAGCGCGGGGGGAGGGCUGGGUGGGGGGAGAGCGGCGGCCGCGCGUGAGGCCGAGGGAGGGGCGGCGGCGCGAGCGGCGGCGGCGGCGGUUCCAGCAUGAAGAGGAGAGCUGGCCUGGGGGGCAGCAUGAGGUCAGUGGUGGGCUUCUUGUCCCAGCGGGGCUUGCAUGGGGACCCCCUGCUCACUCAGGACUUUCAGAGGAGACGCCUGCGGGGCUGCAGAAACCUCUACAAGAAGGACCUCCUCGGCCACUUCGGCUGUGUCAAUGCCAUUGAAUUCUCCAACAAUGGAGGCCAGUGGCUGGUCUCAGGAGGAGAUGACCGCCGGGUUCUGCUAUGGCACAUGGAACAAGCCAUCCACUCCAGGGUCAAGCCCAUACAGCUGAAAGGAGAGCACCAUUCCAACAUUUUUUGCCUGGCUUUCAACAGUGGGAACACCAAAGUAUUCUCUGGAGGAAAUGAUGAGCAAGUUAUCCUCCAUGAUGUUGAAAGCAGUGAGACCUUGGACGUGUUUGCUCAUGAAGAUGCAGUAUAUGGCUUGUCGGUAAGCCCAGUGAAUGACAACAUUUUUGCCAGUUCCUCAGAUGAUGGCCGGGUUCUUAUUUGGGACAUCCGGGAGUCUCCCCAUGGAGAGCCCUUCUGCCUGGCAAACUAUCCAUCAGCCUUUCAUAGUGUCAUGUUUAACCCUGUGGAGCCCAGGUUAUUGGCCACAGCCAAUUCAAAGGAAGGAGUGGGACUCUGGGAUAUUCGAAAACCUCAGAGUUCUCUCCUGCGCUAUGGUGGAAACCUAUCCCUACAAAGUGCCAUGAGUGUGCGAUUCAACAGCAAUGGGACUCAGCUCCUGGCCCUGAGGCGUCGCUUGCCCCCUGUCCUCUAUGACAUACACUCCCGCCUGCCUGUGUUCCAGUUUGACAAUCAGGGUUACUUCAACUCAUGCACAAUGAAAAGCUGCUGUUUCGCAGGAGAUCGUGACCAGUAUAUCCUUUCGGGCUCUGAUGACUUCAACCUGUACAUGUGGAGAAUUCCUGCAGAUCCAGAAGCAGGUGGCAUUGGUAGGGUGGUCAACGGAGCCUUCAUGGUGCUGAAAGGGCAUCGAUCUAUUGUUAACCAGGUCCGAUUUAAUCCCCAUACCUACAUGAUCUGCUCUUCUGGUGUAGAAAAGAUUAUCAAGAUCUGGAGCCCAUAUAAGCAGCCAGGAUGUACCGGAGACCUCGAUGGUCGAAUUGAGGAUGAUUCCCGCUGCCUCUAUACCCAUGAAGAGUACAUCAGUCUUGUACUGAACAGUGGGAGUGGCCUGUCACAUGACUAUGCCAACCAGUCGGUGCAGGAAGACCCCCGGAUGAUGGCCUUCUUUGACUCCCUGGUCCGCCGAGAGAUCGAGGGCUGGAGCUCUGACUCGGACAGUGACCUCAGUGAGAGUACUAUCCUUCAACUGCACGCGGGGGUCAGUGAGCGCUCUGGCUACACUGACUCAGAGUCCUCAGCCUCGCUGCCUCGCUCCCCGCCUCCCACAGUUGAUGAGUCGGCUGACAACGCCUUCCACCUGGGGCCCCUGCGGGUCACCACCACAAACACAGUGGCGUCAACUCCACCAACACCCACGUGUGAGGAUGCAGCCUCCCGCCAGCAGCGUUUGUCUGCUCUGCGGCGCUACCAGGACAAACGCCUCCUGGCCCUUUCCAAUGAAUCCGAUUCUGAAGAGAAUGCCUGUGAGGUCGAACUGGACACAGAUCUCUUUCCCCGGCCACGGUCACCCAGUCCUGAAGACGAAUCCAGCAGUUCCAGCAGCUCCAGCAGCUCAGAGGAUGAGGAGGAACUGAAUGAACGCCGAGCUUCUACCCGGCAGCGGAAUGCCAUGCGACGCCGACAGAAGACACCCCGAGAAGAAAGGCCCAGUGCCCCAGUCAAGCCCGCCAACACCUACAUUGGAGAAGACAACUAUGAUUACCCUCAGAUCAAAGUGGAUGACCUCUCCUCCUCCCCUACCUCCUCCCCUGAGCGGAGCACUUCCACGCUCGAGAUUCAGCCAAGCCGGGCGUCACCUACUUCUGACAUAGAAUCAGUUGAGCGAAAGAUUUAUAAAGCUUACAAGUGGCUCCGCUACUCCUACAUCUCCUACUCAAAUAAUAAAGAUGGAGAGACCUCCCUAGUGACAGGGGAGGCAGAGGAAGGGAGAGCAGGAACCAGCCUCAAAGACAACCCAGCCCCUUCUUCCAGCAAGGAAGCCUGUCUAAACACAGCAGUGGCCCAGAGGAACCAGGACUUGCCCCCUGAAGGCUGCAGCAAGGAUGUUUUUAAAGAAGGGACUUCUACUAGAAAUCCCAACAGUGUCCCAGGCCAUGAGCACAGUAGCCACCCCUGGGUAGAAGUGCCAGAGGGCACCUCUCAGGACACUAACAGUGGUGGGUCUGUAGAACACCCUUUUGAAACCAAGAAGCUCAAUGGAAAGGCCCUGAGCAGUCGGGCUGAGGAGCCACCUUCUCCUCCUGUCCCCAAGGCAUCUGGCUCCACUCUCAGCAGUGGGUCUGGCAACUGUCCCAGGACCCAGUCUGAUGACAGUGAGGAGAGGAACCUCGAAACCAUCUGUGCCAACCACAACAAUGGACGCUUACAUCCCCGCCCCUCUCACCCUCAUAACAAUGGGCAGAACUUUGGAGAGCUGGAGGCAGUGGCCUACUCUUCCCCAGGAAAUUCGGACACUGACCAUGACAACUUGUCCCUGACAGGGACACUCCUGCACAAAGAUUGUUGUGGGUCUGGAAUGGCCUGUGAGACCCCCAAUGCUGGAACAAGAGAGGACCCCACUGACCCCCCAGCCACAGACAGCAGCAGGGCUGUUCGUGGCCAUAGUGGCCUCAAAAGGCACCGAGUUGAAUUGGAAGAUACGGAUUCAGAGAAUUCCUCCUCAGAGAAGAAAUUAAAAACAUGAUAAAUAAAAAGGGAAAACAAAAAGCUACAAAAAGUAGCCUUACAAAAAAAAAUUCCUGUUUAGUGAACACAGAGGAAAGGAAAAACAAGUAUUAAAGGCACAUAAAACCAGGGCCUGAGAUGUUGUGUCUGAUGCUGCUCCCUUCUAUCCAACAUUCAUUGGUGGGUCUGAAUGUCUAGCUGGCCGUUGGCUUGUGCUGUGUUAAGAAAGGG